AAGCAUCCCUCAUCUCUCACUCCACACACGUCAAGCCUUCGCAGCCGUCUGUGCCAUCAACCUGAAUGACUUGACCUCGAAACUGCUUCACUCAUUGUCCGGCUCACUGGAGCCCAUUAGACACGACCAUGCUCUCUCGACGGGCCUUGACCUCGGCCGCAGCUUCCGCUCGAUCCCUUGCCCGCACCCGACCUCAAUCUCAAAUCCGACCUCAAUUCCGCCUGCCUCGAGCUCAAUUUUCUGUGGCAAGAUGUCUGAAGGCUACUGCUGGAGAAGAGAUAGACGAUCCUGAAAUGAACAACAACUACAUUAACCCGCCUCGAAUCAAGCGACAGCACCGUGACCCCUAUGCCGACUGGGACGACAAGCAAGAACGGCGCAACUUUGGCGAGCCUGUCCAUGAAGACAAUGAUGUUCUCGGCAUUUUCGCUCUGGAGGAUUAUACGUUCAUGUCCAGCGCGCGAGGUGUCUUGAUGUGGGCAGGCUUCAUCACUUGCGUGCUGGGAGUGUACUAUGGCGUCGCAUACACGUACCCUGGCAAACCGAGUGCACCUCGAGAACUUGAAGGAGGACUGUUUGAGGAGCUUGGUGGCCCAGGCGCUGUCAGGGCACACAUGGCCGGUGACUCAGUUGACGGCGAAUAAAUCAGCGGUGAUCUUGAAGCAAAAUCCCCAAAUAUCGUGGGACGUCAAGCUGAACCAAAGUUGAAUGGUGUGGUAGUGCUGGAGGUUGAAGGCGAUCUCGACCCUCUCACACGCGAUGGAUCCAUUGGCCGGGAUUGAUCAAUGAUAUUCUUGCGCCGUACCAUUGCUCGUUCAGACAUCGUACGCAGCUGUAGAAAGGGGUGUACAUAGCUAUAAAGGCGGGUUUUGGAAGGUCAAAUUUACUUUUGUUCGAACGAAAUCAACCUUCAGACGUCAAUGUGUAAUCGGUUCGCACCAUUCGUAUAUCUAUCGAUCCAAGUCUGCAUUCUCAAAGACAACCUCCAUCGUGAGCACAAGUGUCUACGCACAAUAUGCAAAAUCUCCAAAGUCAAAGCAUUUACAU
This is a messenger RNA of Cladophialophora immunda, 1047 nucleotides long. RefSeq lists its product as uncharacterized. The coding region runs from base 129 to 644 and encodes 171 amino acids. Gene Ontology annotation, cellular component: mitochondrion. Lineage: Eukaryota; Fungi; Ascomycota; Eurotiomycetes; Chaetothyriales; Herpotrichiellaceae. The transcript is spliced from 3 exons. The record is from RefSeq and is a predicted model, not a curated record.